This is a messenger RNA of Chrysochloris asiatica (Cape golden mole), 2015 nucleotides long. RefSeq names its product iroquois homeobox 3 (gene IRX3). Gene Ontology annotation, cellular component: nucleus. NCBI's taxonomy places the organism in Eukaryota, Metazoa, Chordata, Mammalia, Afrosoricida, Chrysochloridae. The record is from RefSeq and is a predicted model, not a curated record. Gene Ontology annotation, molecular function: RNA polymerase II cis-regulatory region sequence-specific DNA binding; DNA-binding transcription factor activity, RNA polymerase II-specific. The transcript is spliced from 4 exons. Bases 422 to 1897 code for a protein of 491 amino acids. Gene Ontology annotation, biological process: regulation of transcription by RNA polymerase II; neuron differentiation; cell development.
GCGCGGAGGGGGAGUGAAAACUAGAGGAGGGCGAGAAAGCGAGGCGCGCCACUGCUCCGGGAGAGGAGGGCAGUGUGGAGCGAGACGCGGGCAGAAGCUGCUUCGGCUGCGGAGAGGAGGGAGCGCGGCGCCGAGAGGAGGGGCUUGCGGCCCCGUAGAAAUGUCAAUCAGAGUCCAGAGCCCCGAGACUCUCCGCCAAUCUGUUCGGACCUGACCUGGCUCCUGGUCGUCGCCUCCGUCGCUACUGCCGGGGAGCAGAUCAAUAGGCGAGCGCGCAGCGCAGCGCAGCACAGCGCAGCACAGGAGGUAGAGCGGCCCCAGUCCGGCCCAGCCCCCGAUGCGCGCCGCAGCCCGCGGGCGGCGCUGAGUAAGGCGGCCUCGGGGGCCAGGCCCCCGCUCCGUCGGUGCCCCGCGGGCCACCAUGUCCUUCCCCCAGCUCGGAUACCAGUACAUCCGCCCGCUCUACCCGUCCGAACGUCCAGGGGCCGGCGGCGGCGGCAGUGCGGGGGCCCGGGGAGGCCCGGGCGCCGGAGCCUCAGAGCUGGCAGCCUCAGGGUCCUUGUCCAGCGUGCUCUCGUCCGUGUACGGGGCGCCCUACGCCGCGGCCGCAGCGGCCGCUGCAGCCGCCCAAGGUUACGGUGCCUUCCUGCCUUACGCCACGGAGCUACCCAUCUUCCCGCAGCUGGGUGCGCAGUAUGAGCUGAAGGACAGCCCUGGGGUUCAGCAUCCGGCCGCUGCCGCCGCAUUCCCACACCCGCACCCAGCCUUCUACCCGUAUGGCCAAUACCAGUUUGGAGAUCCGUCCCGUCCCAAGAACGCCACCCGGGAGAGCACAAGCACGCUCAAGGCCUGGCUGAACGAGCACCGCAAGAACCCCUACCCCACCAAGGGCGAGAAGAUCAUGCUGGCCAUCAUCACCAAGAUGACCCUCACCCAGGUGUCCACCUGGUUUGCCAACGCGCGCCGGCGCCUCAAGAAGGAGAACAAGAUGACGUGGGCGCCCCGCAGCCGAACAGAUGAGGAGGGCAACGCAUAUGGCAGCGAGCGCGAGGAAGAGGACGAGGAGGAGGAUGAGGAGGACAGCAAACGCGAGCUGGAGCUGGAGGAGGAGGAGCUCGCGGGGGAGGAGGAGGACACGGGGGGCGAGGGCCUGGCAGAUGAUGACGAGGACGAGGAGAUUGAUUUGGAGAACUUAGACGGCGCGGCCGCGGGGCCUGAAUUGGCCCUGCCUGGGGCGACACGCAGAAACGGUGACUUCAGUCUGGGGCCCAUUUCGGACUCUAAGAAUAGCGACUCGGAUGACAGCUCCGAGGGCUUAGAGGAGCGACCACUGCCGGUCCUGAGUUUGGCCCCAGCGCCACCGCCCGUGGCUGCGGGUCCACCAUCUCCUCCCUCGCCUCCCGUGGGCCUGGACCCCUGCGCACCCGCACCAGCAGCCGCCGCCUCCCUUCAGAAGCCCAAGAUUUGGUCACUGGCAGAGACGGCCACAAGUCCCGACAACCCGCGCCGUUCGCCACCCGGCACGGGUGGUUCUCCCCAAGGGGUUGCGGUCUCGUCCCCGGCCCUGCAGCUCUCACCGGCCGCCGCCGCUCACAGACUCGUCUCGGCGCCGCUGGGCAAGUUUCCCGCUUGGACCAACCGGCCGUUCCCAGGCCCGCCAACCGGCCCACGCCCACACCCGCUGUCCCUGCUCGGCUCGGCCCCUCCGCACCUGCUGGGACUGCCCGGAGCCGCCGCUGCCUUCGCUCGGCCAGCAGAGCCCGAGGGCGGAACAGAUCGCUGUAGUGCCUUGGAAGUGGAGAAAAAGUUACUCAAGACGGCUUUCCAGCCCGUGCCCAGACGGCCCCAGAGCCACCUGGACGCCGCUUUGGUCUUAUCGGCUCUCUCCUCGUCCUAAUUCUUUUUUAAAGAAAAAACAAAAUUUAAAUCGUUGUAAUAAUUGUAAAAAAAAAAAAAAUCGCUCUGUAUAGUUACGACUUGUAAGCAUGUCCGUGUAUGAAUAUCUAAAAAGGAAA